Molecule: messenger RNA, 2449 nt
Organism: Stomoxys calcitrans (stable fly)
Lineage: Eukaryota; Metazoa; Arthropoda; Insecta; Diptera; Muscidae
Exons: 1
Coding region: 515-964 (149 amino acids)
Source: RefSeq, a predicted model, not a curated record
AGAUUCAUUCGUAGUUGAACUAUUUAACGGUCAACAACGCCACAGGUAGAAGAUACCGAGCAAAACAAAGAACCCAAGAACCAACUACAAAUAAAAAAAAGAGUAACGCGAGUAAAAUACUUCUGGUUACAAAACAAAGAAAUACUAAACCGCCAAACAGAAAAUAAAGUAAAUAGACAAGAGUGCAUUGUAAAUUUUGAAAAGACAAAGAUACUAAGAAGACUAAAGUGAAUAUAAACAAAAAUUCUACGGAGUUAGUUGAACUGCGGCAUUGAGUUGAGAACUUUCUGGAAUAACUUCACCCCCAGCAACAAAGAGUCACAAUUCCGCUGAGUGUUUGAACGAACAACAGCAGACGUACCUUAAGAAAAAAAGUGGUUGAAAUCUUCCUCCCAUACAAAAAGUGCCUUUGCAGAUUGAAGAGAAAACGGAGUUCCUGUUUAUACAGAGAUUUUUUGGAUAAAAAAAGCUAGUUCACUUUAUUUUUGGAUUACAUUUAAAUAAAAGAUACAAGAUGGCUUUCAUGAUGCCGGUGAUGAAAAACAAUUACGAUAUCUAUAAGGAUCGUUCGCGCAAAACUUCAGAGUGCUCGAAUAGCUCCACCUCGGCCAGUGGCCCGGCCGGAACUCCGUCAGUGGCUUCGGCCAUGGGUGUUCAAAAUGUGCGCCGUCAACGCUUGAAGUCGGAAAGUUUUGCCUCCUCCCCCAGUCAUACACAACGCAUGCAAAUGCAACGCUGCCAAAGCCAGAAAACCUUUCCACGCAAUGCUUCCCGAGCCUCGCAGUGCUCCACAUCCGGUGCUCUAUCGCCCACACGUUCCUUUUGUCAGGCCUCCAAUAGCCCACCGAAGAACGCCUCCCAUGACAGUGCAGACAAUGCCCAACCCGAUAUGACCAAGUUCCAUUUGCGUUUGGUGGAGAAAUUGCGGAAAUCCUUUCGCAAGGAUUCGGCCAAACGGUCUUGAAAGGCCAGCCUCACGCAAGGGGAAGAAAAUAGUAGUAAUUAUUGUCAGCAGAAGGAGAGUAAAGCAGAAAACGAAACAAUAUGUAAAGGAAGUUGCAUCAGCCCUGGCUUCGAGUCAACACCUCAGGGCGAAGGCCAUACGGACAGGCCGAAUGGUCUCAGGAAAGCAGCAACUGCCUCUACUACAACACCUACAGCUAAGACGACGGACUCGUGCCAAGAGUUGCUGCCCAGCAGGUACUCUGCUGCGGCAGGUGGAAGAAAAGGUGUCAGUACUCUUGCGCCGACUUUGGUGGCGCAAUUUGGCCAUCGCCUCGCGGCCCCCUUGGCCAAGUGUCACAAGAAAUUGGCCAACUUCCAUAUCCACCACCAACACCAUCAUCACAACGAAAAUAAUGCUAUGAGCCUGCACCUAUUGAAUUCCACAUCAACGGUGGAACUCUACAAAGUGGAAUCAGAGACCUCCAGUCUAAGUACCUCCGAACACAAGCAAUUGGUGAAACCAACUAUCCCAACGGUUGAGGCAGCAAAAAAAUCCCCCGAAAAAACCUAUGGUCAGCUAAGGAAUGCCCGUAGAAGAAAGCGUCUCUCCUUUAUAAGGCGUAGCAGUAAAAGUGCACCAGGAUAAGCCAAGCAAACGUGUUUAAAUACACACAUGCACACACACACACACCCAGUGGCUGCUGGUUGCCCUUCAAACACACCCACCCACACCAUGCCAGGAAGUUUAGUAGUUUGUUAUUCUAGCAGACCAAAAAUACAAUCACAAAAAAACUAUCAAGAAAAAACCUGGUCAAGGUCGUACAAUGGCUUUGUCAUGGCGCGUAGAUAGCUGCUUUUUUUUAUUAUAUGGCGCUUCACCACCAUUACCUAACAGUGGGUCUAAGGCUUCCCAUGCACAACGAGGACAGUAUAAGGAUUUACUUAUCAUGGACACAAACUUAUGCAAAUUUAUCGCUGCUGAGUGCAGAUUUUGCAGUUUUUGCCAAAAGGAAAAUAUUGUAAAAAAGACCACAUUGCAUGUGUUAACAACGCUGAGGGGUGGCCCUGAAACCUAUGGCAGGCGUUAUUGGAUGGUAUGUGUGUAAUAAAUAUUUUGUUGGCAUGUUGCCCUAGUAUUUUAUAGAUUUUUUGAAUUAACUCACAUUUGUUGUUGCUCUUCUAUACUAGAAGAAUAUUAACGAAUAGCAAACAAAACAAAAUGCUUGAGUUAGUCAUAGAAUUUGCAGUGCACAUGCAUUUGGGAAAUGCCAUUUGGUACCAGUCUGAGUAGGGUAGCGAAAGAAAUGAAAUGAAGCAGAACAUUGAAUGUUUUCUGUGAGGUUGACUCAAAAUGAAAUUUUAUAAAUUUUAUAAAAACAAAAAUUUUUUUUUUUUUCACCAAAAAUUUUUUGGCAAAUGUAAUGGUUGAAAAUAGUUGUACAAAUUUGAGGAAUAUAUUUUUUGUUUACGUGUAAAAUUAUGCAAUAAAAAAUGUUAAACUAAA